GUAUCUAAACAUGGCGGACACGGAUGAGCCGGAGAAGAAAAGAAGGAGAGUAGUGGAGCUGACUGAGAAGUUAGUGAUGAGUUGGUAGAACUGGCGGAAGGUUUGAGGUUACUAGACAGGAGGAAGGUUAACGUUAGCUAGCUGAGGAAGCUAAUCUAAUACUGAUUGUAAACAAAAAAUAAAAUUAACUAGUCUACGUACAAAACUACUGGCUAGCUGAGCGUGAGCAGCUAACACGUUUGUGCAGUAAUUGAUGUGUGUUAUCAUUCACCUCUAUUUCAAAGUUAGAGGUCUUUACUGCACGUUCUCACUGUUGUCAUGUUGGCUAUUCGCCUAGCCUAGCAACUAGGGGCUGUCCAGGCAAGAGAGUUGGAAAACCAAAUGCCAUAGGGUCACAAGCGCCCACUUGUCAGAUAUUAAAUGUUACCAUUUUUUCCUGGAGGGGUCAAACGUAUUAUAUCGUAUGGGUUACAUAUGUUAGAGAGGAGACACUGACACCGUGCAGGCAUCAAAACACAAGAUGGUGGUGGAUGGAGGCAAUGGACACACCUGUGAGUGGGAGGGACGAUGGAACCAUAUCAAAAAGUUUCUGGAAAGAUCGGGGCCUUUCACGCAUCCUGACUUUGAACCAAGUGCAGAGUCAAUGCAGUUUAUGUUAGAAACCUGCAAAAUCCUGGUGAUUGGUGCUGGUGGUCUGGGAUGUGAACUGCUGAAAGACCUGGCUUUAUCGGGCUUUCGCAAAAUCCAUGUUGUUGACAUGGACACCAUUGAUGUUUCUAACCUGAAUCGACAGUUCCUUUUCAGGCCAAAAGAUGUAGGUCUACCCAAGGCGGACGUUGCAGCUGAUUUUAUCAACAGCCGAAUACCUGGAUGCUGUGUAGUCCCUCAUUUUAUGAAAAUUCAAGACCUAGAUGAAACAUUCUACAGACAAUUCCACAUAAUUGUCUGUGGACUGGACUCUGUAGUUGCCAGGAGAUGGAUGAAUGGUAUGCUGCUGUCUCUGCUGGUGUAUGAGGAUGGUGUCUUGGAUCCAGGUUCCAUCAUUCCUUUAAUUGAUGGCGGGACCGAAGGCUUUAAAGGCAAUGCCAGAGUCAUUCUCCCUGGGAUGACUGCCUGCAUCGAGUGCACCCUUGAGCUUUAUCCUCCUCAGAUCAACUUCCCCAUGUGUACAAUAGCCUCCAUGCCUCGUUUGCCAGAGCAUUGCAUUGAGUAUGUCCGGAUGCUGCUGUGGCCCAAAGAGACACCCUUUGGAGAUGGCGUGGCCCUGGAUGGAGAUGACCCGGAGCACAUCCUUUGGGUGUACCAGAGAUCUAUGGAGAGGGCAGCAGAGUUCAACAUAACAGGAGUCACAUACAGACUAACCCAGGGUGUUGUUAAGAGGAUAAUCCCUGCUGUAGCGUCUACAAAUGCUGUUAUUGCUGCUGCUUGUGCAACCGAGGUUUUCAAAAUAGCAUCAAGUGCCUAUAUACCACUCAAUAACUACAUGGUCUUCAAUGAUGUUGACGGCCUGUACACAUACACUUUUGAGGCAGAACGGAAGGAAAACUGUUCAGCCUGCAGCCAAGUACCUCUGGAUUUGCGCUUUGCUCCAUCUUCCAAACUCCAGGAGGUGCUUGAUUACCUGACUGAGAGUUCUUCCCUACAAAUGAAAUCACCUGCUAUAACAGUAACAGUGGAAGGAAAGAACAAGACAUUAUAUUUACAGUCUGUCGCUUCAAUUGAACAGAGGACACGACCAAAUCUCCUAAAAACUCUAAAGGAGCUGGGGCUGACUGACGGACAAGAGCUGGCUGUAGCUGAUGUCACCACACCCCAGACCAUGUUGUUCAGACUCUGCUUUACCUCAUAAGAUGAACUCAAGCACUCCCACAACCAGUUGAUGUCAUUCUUGUUUCUUGGCCAACUAUGACAGGAUGCAGGAUAUUUAAAUUACCUGGAGUGGUUUACAGUGUAUUCAGUCACUGUAUAAAUAAUUAUACAGUAGGCAAUUUUAUUGUUUUAUUGUACUUAUCGACUGAAGUUCAUGUUUUGCACUGAAAAGCCAAAUCAUAGUUCACACCUUUUCAUGUUUUGUGAUACAUUAUCUGCAAAUGUUAAAGUUUUCUGCGUUAAGGUGUUACCUGCAUUACAACCUAAAAGCGUUCUCUGUGCAGACAAAGAGACAAGCAGUGGUUACUCUGGAAAAGAUUAUUCUGUACUUUUUCUGGUUUUGAAUAUUUUAAAUAUUUAUUUAUUCACAUAGUUUUUUAGUUGCAGUAACCACUAAAGUGGCAAUGAACAGACACUGAUUAUGAUGGAUGUAUGAA
Molecule: messenger RNA, 2306 nt
Organism: Xiphias gladius (swordfish)
Lineage: Eukaryota; Metazoa; Chordata; Actinopteri; Istiophoriformes; Xiphiidae
Gene: uba3
Product: ubiquitin-like modifier activating enzyme 3
Exons: 18
Coding region: 521-1849 (442 amino acids)
Biological process (GO): protein neddylation
Cellular component (GO): nucleus; cytoplasm
Molecular function (GO): NEDD8 activating enzyme activity
Source: RefSeq, a predicted model, not a curated record